This is a messenger RNA of Trematomus bernacchii (emerald rockcod), 2067 nucleotides long. Its product is annotated as urea transporter 1. Gene Ontology annotation, biological process: urea transmembrane transport. Bases 176 to 1327 code for a protein of 383 amino acids. Lineage: Eukaryota; Metazoa; Chordata; Actinopteri; Perciformes; Nototheniidae. Gene Ontology annotation, cellular component: membrane. The record is from RefSeq and is a predicted model, not a curated record. Gene Ontology annotation, molecular function: urea transmembrane transporter activity. The transcript is spliced from 9 exons.
ACUUGAGGAGGGACAGAAAAACUGGUUAUUAUGGCACAUCAAGAGUGAGUGGACUGUAGCAUUGAGAAUGAACUAGGUAAAAAGUUGAACCUGGAACAAAUUGAGGAGGACUUCUUGGAGCUAACCCACAGAAUGACGUUCAAAAUGCUAGUGGUGUGGUGCAGCAGCUGCAGGGAUGUGGAUGGAUACCAAAGCAGAGGAGAAGGAGGCCAGCAGGAGUCGUGCCAGCCUUGGCCAACGUGUGUUGAGCGGUCUGCUGUUCUUUACUGGGGAUAUGGAGCACUUAAAUAAGUACAUGCAAGACAAAGUGUUUGGGCUACAGCUAGCGGUGUGGGGCCUGAGAGGGGUGUCCAGGGUGAUCCUAGCCAACAACCCGCUGAGUGGAGCUCUCAUCCUGGCUGCUCUGUGCUGGGCCUCCCCCUGGCAGGCCCUGCUGGGGACUCUGGGAGUACUGACCUCCACGCUAACAGCUGUUAUCAUGGGCCAAGACGGUGCUGAGGUGUCAGGAGGUCUCCAUGGGUUUAACGGCAUGCUGGUGUCCAUGCUGAUGGGGGUGUUCAGCUCGGCUGGAGACUGGUACUGGUGGCUGCUGCUGCCCGCCUGCCUGGGCUCAGCUACAUGUGUGUUUCUGUUCAGCGGUCUCGCCCCGCUGUUGGACCGCUGGGACUUGCCUGUCGCGGUGUUUCCCUUCAACAUCGUCAUCGUUCUCUACCUCCUUUGUACCGGCCCAUACAACCCCUACUUCCCGCACCACCUGGCUACACCUGCAGGGCCGAUGGAGAUCAACGCCACUGAGCUCAUGGCAGUGGAGGUACUGCGUGGCAUCCCUCUGGGUGUGGGUCAGAUCUUUGCCUGUGGGGCUCUGGGGCCCUCGCUCCUCAUCCUGGGGGCCGCCCUGCUCUACUCCCCCCUGCUGGCCGCCCACGCUCUGCUGGGAUCAGCAGUAGGAACGUUGGCUGGGUUAUCCAUGGCCGUGCGUCAUGAGUCUCUCUACUCGGGUCUGUCGGGCUUUAAUGGAGCUCUGGGCUGCAUGGCUGUUGGAGGACUCUUCUUCACCUUCAACUGGAGGACGCAUCUCUAUGCCAUUGCCAGCGCUUUCCUCUCUGCAUAUGCUGACAUCGCUCUGAGUAAUCUUUUGGGAACGGUUGGUCUCCCAGCAUGCAGUUGGGCAGCUACUAUGAUAGCCACACUGAUGUUGCUGCUCACCGGCAGUUUAUCAACGUACCGCAUCCCCAUGGGUCAGGUGAUGUCCCCUGAACACAACCUGCGCUCCCGCAAACAAUGGAAAGCUGGGAAAACCACAGAAGGGGAGAGCACUGAUGUGUAACGUAUUGUAUCAGUACUAAGUACACGAUGGAUGGAUUUUUGGACGGGUUGGACCAAAAAAUAUGCAUUUUUAUUAUAAAUGUUACAAAUAUAUAUAUUUAUACAGAUAUAUGUUCUUAGAAAACAUUGCCAUUCAUCAUAGUAACUUCACAUUUUGUCCACAAAGUGGCAGUGUUUGUUCAGCAACUAGAUUCUGAAAAUGUUAGAUAAACCUCUGUAUUGAAGUUAAACUAUUUUUAUAAAAUAUAUAUAUAACAAUUCUUUCCAAGUUUUGCUACUUUUGUUAUUCCAUUAUGCCAGUUUUAACUCACCACAUUGCAUACAAAGCCAAAGAAACAGCCAAUUUGAAGGGAAAUACAUCUUUUAAUAGGCAUGAAAUUAACAAGUCGGUUCAAUAAAAUCAAUGCGUUAAUAAAAACAUAGACUGAAUUCAACAGUAAUUGUUUUUUCACCCCUUCAUUACGCUGCAUAGACAUACAUAGAACUCCACUGGGACUCAAUGUAGAAAUAGACGUAAACAUGUAUCUGAAUGCAGGCAGACGGUGAGACAAGUACACGUGAUGUUGUUAUGAAACAGAAAGAGUGGUGAGCUGUUUAGGCCAAGAAGAAGCCAAUAUUAUUAUCAUUAUAGUUAUUAUUUGUAAUGUUAUUAAUGCAUUGAAAUCUUCUUAAAUGAAAAAGUGAAGGUGUUAAUUGUGAGACUUUUCACAGUACUUCAUUUUGCCUGUGUAGAUGAUUAUU